UUUUUCAUAUUUCAUUUUUAUCCUUACUAUAAAGCCCCUCCUCUCUCUUUUCUCUCUCUCUCUAUCAUUCCUCAAAUUUGAAAAAAAUUGCUCUUUGAUUGCAUCAUUCUCUCUCUCUAAAUUAUUUUUCUUCCAGUUUUGCUCCAAGCUAUAGUUUCAGUGCUGGAACUUACACUAUUGGACAUGGGCACAGCCCUCUAUUGUUGGAAAGAGAGAAAAAACUGACUAGUGAAUAAACACUUGAAGAGAUGACGAAAAAGCAUCGUCUCAGGGAAAAAGUUCAGUCCUUUUUUGGAAGUCACGUUGAUCCAGAAAAAGAUGAGGAGCUGAAAGAAAACAAAGCAGAAAUUGAAGGCAAAAUUCAGAAGAUCUUCGCUCAUAUUAAAGGAGAAGGUGGCAGAGAUGAAAAAGAACCUCUGGUGGAGCUAGUUCAAGAUUUUCACAAUCAUUACCAAUCACUGUAUGCUCGUUAUGAUCAUCUCACUGGAAAACUGAGGGAAAACGUACAUGGAAAACACGACAAAGAUAGUUCUUCCUCCAGCUCAGACUCCGAUUCAGAUUUCAGUACAAAGAAAAAGGGGAAGAAAAAUGGUAAACUGGAAUUCACAGAUGCAACAGAUGGCAUCAAGGAAGAAUUGGCAAGCGCAAACCUAGAAAUAAUUGAGUUGAAGGCUCAGUUGAUGGCUGCGAAAGAAGAAAAGGAUCAGGCCUUGCAAUUUGAGCACCAGAAGGCUUUGAGCAAAUUACAAGAAGCAGAAACAACAAUCACUAGUUUAACUAGUGAAGCUGAAAGGUUGAAAGAGGAAAAUGCGAAGCUUCUGGGCGAGAUGGUGGAUGUCAAAGAGAGUUUGGAGAAAUCUGCAAAAUUAGAAGCUGAAUUAAUGCAGAAGGUUGACGAGAUAACUAGAGAAAGAGAAACCCUACAGCUAGAAUUGGAAGCCCUAAAAAUCGAACUUCCCUCAGUGAAGGAACAACUAGAUUCUGCUGAAAAAGAAAUAGCUCAGCUAAGUCAAAUGCAAAAGGCCACAGAGAAAGACAAUUCUUCACUAUCAUCAAAAGUUUUACAGCUCUCAGAGGAGAUCGGACAGGUAAAGGCGAUGCUAGAUGAGAAAGAAAAGGAGAUUUCUAAUCUCAAGAAGAUGCACGAUGCUCACAAAAAUGAAGCAUCGACUCGUUUAAGAGGUAUGGAAAUGGACAUUGAUUCACUGCAGUCUCAGAGAUUGGAAAUCGAGAAACAGAAGGAAGAUGAGCUCUCUGCAUUGGUAAAGAAACUUGAGGAAAAGGAGGAGGAAUUCUCAACAAACAUAAACAAUAUACAACUUGAAAUUGAAUCCUUAAAUGAACUGAAAGGCAAGCUGGAGGAGCAAUUGGAGCAACAAAGAAACGAGGCGAAUAAGAAGGACGAAGAAUUGGAGUCUCUUUGCAGCCAGAAACUUGAAUUGGAAGCAGAACUGCAGAAGAAAGCACAAGAAAUUUCGGGAUUCUCAAGUGAGAUAGAGAGUCUCAAGGAGGAGAUAGCAAACAAAUCUGCAGAUUCACUGAAAAUUCUGGAAGAGAAAGAAAGUUCUCUUUCACAAGUGAAAGACCUAGAAGUGGAGCUGAAAUCACUUCAGAAUCUGAAACAAGAGUUGGAAGAGCAGCUGGCAAGCAAAGAUGAUAAAAUUUCUGAAAUUGAGAGAGCAUUAACUGAGAGAGAAAGUGAACUAGCCGUUUUAAAGAAGAAAUCUGAAGAUGGAGAAACUGAAUCAUCUGCUCAGAUUGCUGCAUUAACUUUGCAGGUGAGCAAUCUGCAAGAGCAUUUGGAGAAUUUGCAAGUUCAGAAGUCCGAAAUAGAGUCUCAACUUGAGGCGAAAACUGGAGAAACAUCAGAAUACCUCACUCAGUUGGAAUAUUUGAAGGAGGAAUUAACAAGUAAAACAUCAGAUGGCCAGAGAAUGUUGGAAGAGAAGGAAGGCCUAGUGGUAGAGCUCAGGGAGGAAAAGGAAAGUCUCCUAAGCAAAAUAUCUGAACUGGAGAAUGCAUUAGCGGAGAAAGUUGACGAGCAUGGAACCUUGCAAAAGAAGCUAGAGGAAGUGCAAAAUGAAACUUCUACUCAGAUUGUUGCCUUGACAGAAGAAGUUGACAAGUUGAGGCAGCAGACAGAAUUGCUGCAGACUGAGAAAAGCCAGCUGGAGUUGGUAACUGAAAGAGGUAAACAAGAAUCCACAGAAAGUUUGGCACAAGCAGAGAAUCAGAACACCGAAUUAUCACAAAAGAUUGUGGAUCAGGAAAUAAAGCUGAAAGAGCAGGAGGAAGCGUUGGGGAAGUUGGUGGAAGAGAAGGACGGUCUAGUGGUUCAGGUCAAUGAUCUCCAGGCUGAAGUGAAGUCUCUUUGUGAACAGAAGAGUACAUUGGAAGAAAACAUUAAUGGUACAAACAAUGAGAUCAAUCUGCUGAAGGAGGAAAGGGAAAGUUUCCUCCGGAAAAUAUCUGAAUUGGAGAAUUCAUUAGUCGAGAAAGUUGACGAGCAUGUUACCUUGCAAAAGAAGCUAGAGGAUAUGCAAAAUGAAGCUUCUACUCAGACUGUUGAAGUUAAUGAAUUAAGGCAGCAGAAAGAAGUAAUGCAGACAGAGAAAAGCCAGCUGGAAUUGCUAAUUGAAAAUGGUAAACAAGAGUCCACUCAGACUUUGGCACAAGCAGAGAAUCAGAACACCGAAUUAUCACAAAAGAUUGUGGAUCAGGAAAUAAAGCUGAAAGAGCAGGAGGAAGCGUUGGGGAAGUUGGUGGAAGAGAAGGACGGUCUAGUGGUUCAGGUCAAUGAUCUCCAGGCUGAAGUGAAGUCUCUUUGUGAACAGAAGAGUACAUUGGAAGAAAACAUUAAUGGUACAAACAAUGAGAUCAAUCUGCUGAAGGAGGAAAGGGAAAGUUUCCUCCGGAAAAUAUCUGAAUUGGAGAAUUCAUUAGUCGAGAAAGUUGACGAGCAUGUUACCUUGCAAAAGAAGCUAGAGGAUAUGCAAAAUGAAGCUUCUACUCAGACUGUUGAAGUUAAUGAAUUAAGGCAGCAGAUAGAAGUAAUGCAGACAGAGAAAAGCCAGCUGGAAUUGCUAAUUGAAAAUGGUAAACAAGAGUCCACUCAGACUUUGGCACAAGCAGAGAAUCAGCACACUGAAUUAUCACAAAAGAUUGUGGAUCGGGAAAUGACGCUGAAAGAACACGAGGAAGCAUUUGGAAAGCUUGAUGAUAAGCUGCAGGAGUACAAGGAAAGCCUCAAACUUGCAGAAAUGAAGGUUGAAGAGAUAACAGAAGAGUACCAGAAGAAUCUUGAAAGUAAAGAUCAGAAAAUAGAGGAACUGGAUGGCAAAAUUGAAGAUCUGAAGAGGGAUCUGGAAAUGAAAGGAGAGGAAACCAGCACACUGGUGGAGAAUGUCCGGAACACUGAAGUUAAGCUACGGUUAACCAAUCAGAAGCUUCGGGUGACUGAGCAGUUGCUGACUGAGAAAGAAGAGGACCACUUGAAGAAAGAAGAGAAGUUACUGCAACAUCAAAAGUUUCUGGAAGAGAGGAUUGCAACAUUAUCAGGACUUAUCGCUGUUUACAAGCAAACUCAAGCGAAAAUAGUAGCAGACAUUUCAGACAAAGUAAAUUAUACUUUGACUCAAAUAGACACGUUCAGUAUGAAGUAUGAGGAAGACACUGGUCACUUGGAGUCCCGUAUUUACGAAAUAUUGAAUGAGCUUAAGGUUGCUUUGAAUUCGAUCAAAGUAGUAGGUGAAGAAAAGAAGCAGCUCAAGAAGGAAAUCGACAGUCUAGUGCAACAACUAAAAGAUGAGAAAGAAUGUGCAUUGGUUUUAAAAGAGAAGGUUGAAGAAUUAGAAAAAACAGAAAAAAUGGAGUUGAAUCAGAGGAGUAGUUUGACCGAAACCGUUCACCAACUUGAAGAGAAGAUAGUUACAUUGCAGAAAAUGAUGGCGGAGAAGGAUGAAAAGAUGGGAGAGUAUGAAAGGAAGAUGAAUGACAAAGAUAAGGGAAUCUUAGACUUGAGUGAGGAAAAACGAGAGGCGAUAAGGCAGUUGUGUAUCUGGAUCGAUUACCACCAGAGUCGCUAUGAUGAUCUUAUAGAUAUGAUCUCAAAGACUAGGGGAAGAAGGCAAGUAACUGCUUGAAAUUACUUUGCAAUAUGGUACAUCAUUUUUGUUAUGCUUUCCUUAGUUUUGUUCUUUCUGUUUUUGGAGUGAUUGGUCGUUUUUUUUCCAGAAGGUUAGUGGAUAUUUAUUAUUGGGGCUUGUUCUUUUGGAUGCCGUCGUCUGUAAGCGUCUUAGUUUCUUUGAAUACCCUUUUUAGGCUGUAUAGGCAAGUAAUGCUACCAUUUUUUCAGUACUGGAACUUCAUUCAUUGGAUAUAUCAAUUAGUGGAACCGUAAUAUUGUGAGUAUUA
Molecule: messenger RNA, 4413 nt
Organism: Lycium barbarum (goji berry)
Lineage: Eukaryota; Viridiplantae; Streptophyta; Magnoliopsida; Solanales; Solanaceae
Product: COP1-interactive protein 1-like
Exons: 4
Coding region: 249-4142 (1297 amino acids)
Molecular function (GO): actin binding
Source: RefSeq, a predicted model, not a curated record